AAAACAUUUAACAAAAAUUCAAUGAUAAGGUGUUCUAUAAAAACCCGAUGACACAUUCUCCUGAGCGCAGUAAUUGGUAUUUGGAGUAUAAUUCAAGAUGUUUAAAAUAAUAAUUACAAUUUGUUUGCUUUCUUUGGUCUUUGCCGAACGUCCCGAUUGGUAUCCGGAAAAUCCCCAAGAAAUUGAAGCGGAAUGUAUGAAAAAGUAUAACGUUGAUGCCGAAACGAUUGCCAAAAUUCGCGCCUUCCAACUUGAGGAUACACCCACAGUUCGGUCCGUGUUGUUUUGCAGUGCUGUUGGUAAAAAUGUCUAUCGGCCCGAAAAAGGUUUUGAACCAGAACGUUUUGCUGUUGGUCUAAAGUAUGGGCUGAAUGUUGAUUGUAAUGUCGAUUUCAUUCGUAACUGUGCCAACAAGUACAACAAUAUUGAGUCUCAGGAGGGAAAAUAUUUCCAUUUCUUUAAAUGUGUUUUUGAUGAUAUCAAGGAAAAUUGUAAGAAAAUUGAAUGAAAUUUUGGAAAUUGUUAACUUUUUAUUUUUGAAAGCAAUAAAAAUAAUGAAAUAAAUUUAAAAAUUCAAAUAAAAAAAAAUUGGAAAUUGUCAAAUUUUUUAGAGCCAAAAAAAUAUUCAAAUAAAUAUUAAAACAUAUAAAAUAUAAACAUCAUCAAACCCAAAGCUUUGAUACCGAAUUUAUUCAGGUAUGUUUGGCCCUGGAGACUUCUAUAUAAUUCGUGAAAGAAAUAGUCUGGAUUUUUAUCACCUUCUUUGACUCAUCGAAUAAAUUUGCUGAUAACAAGUUAGCUGUGGUUGUUCCAAAUAAUAAUGCCUCAGACACACCUAGUCUGCAGUUUAAUGUGAAAAAGCACAGAUUUCUGCCAGCCAUGUUUAAAAUUCUCAGCAUCGCCUUGCUUAGUGUGACAGCGAUAUUUGUUCAAGAUUUACAGUGGUAUCCAACGAAUUCCAAUGAAAUCGAGGCAAAAUGUCGUGAACAAUAUCCCCUCGCUGAUGAAAUGAUUGCCAAUGAAAACGGUCAUUUGAAGGUGAAACAUAAUCCCACAUUUCGCUCAUACCUAUUCUGCACUGCCAUGGGUAAAAAUCUUUACAGCCCAGAGGUGGGGUUUAUCGCCGAACGUCUGGCUUAUGAAAUACAAAAUACCUAUAAAUAUAAUUGUCCUCUGAACCUGAUUCAAGAUUGCAUUGAUAAUAGCUAUGAAGAUUCAUAUUCGGAGGACAUUAUAUAUUUUAAUAUAAUGAAAUGUAUAUUGGAAAAUGCCUUUGAAGAGUGUGAGAGUGUUUGAAGAAGAAA
This is a messenger RNA of Musca domestica (house fly), 1304 nucleotides long. RefSeq lists its product as uncharacterized. NCBI's taxonomy places the organism in Eukaryota, Metazoa, Arthropoda, Insecta, Diptera, Muscidae. The transcript is spliced from 3 exons. Bases 880 to 1296 code for a protein of 138 amino acids. Gene Ontology annotation, molecular function: odorant binding. The record is from RefSeq and is a predicted model, not a curated record.